GUAUAAUUUGCUCGAGACAGGCUGUCACCCAACACAAAGUCUCUCUCGUCCUCUCUCUCUUCUUGUUUACCUCUCACUCAUCGUUCUCUCUUCUCCCACCUUACAAUUCUCUCUCCCUCCCUCCGGGGUCUCGCUCAAGUUAUAUAAUCUCUCUCGUUAACCAGGAUCCCGAGGCCAGAUUUGGAUUUUCGAUCUCGUCCUCUGGAUAGGUGGGAGUACGGUUUGUUGUCUAUUUGAAGACUUGCAUGUAUAUUGAACAGCUUGUGAUAAGUUAGAAGGUGGACCUGAAUGUAGUGAAGACAUAAAUAAUAGGCAAGAAGUACCUUCCCAACUCUUGUUUACAGUGGGUUUUGUGAUUUCUGUUGAGAGUAGUGGUCAAUCUGUUCCUAGAUCUGGUAAAAGAGAAGUAUAAGGGGACUCUUUCUGCAUCCAUGCUGGCAGAGAGCAUGUGUGGAAUCUGUGUUUUGGGUAAAUGCCCCAGAAGAGAUUUGAUGCUGAUGCACUCGGCGUGGUGACAAUUUGUUUAGUUGCACUUUUUGUUGUCUUUGGAUUAUUUUGCAUUGUGUACUCCUUUUAUUUUCGCACUCGCAUUCGUAGGCAGGGUUUUACUCGACUUAGAUAUUUUAGCGGGCCUUGGAUAAUCCGAAUCAUAUUCAUCUUGCUUGCAAUUUGGUGGUGUGUUGGCGAGAUUAUACGAUUAAACCUCUUGAGAAGUGAAGGUAGAAUACUGAAUGUUAACUUGGAAUGGCAGAGAACUAUUUGCAAAGGCUACAUAGUUUCAAACCUAGGGUUUGCAGAACCUUGCUUUUUACUCACACUUGUGUUUCUCCUUUAUGGAUCAUUACAGAAGACAGAGGCCAGGACGUUGAGACACAGAUGGAAUUGCAAAACUGCAGGUUAUGUUGUCCUGUAUUGUUGCCCCAUGUUUGUUCUUCAACUGAUGGUAAUUAUAGUCGGACCAAAGUUAAACAAGCGAGGGAGUUAUUUGCACAAGUUGCCACAUUAUUUCACGAACAUAGUUGCACCAUCUAUGAGGAAGAACGGGGUUGAUAUUGCUCUAUGCACUUAUCCUUUAUUGAGUACAACAUUUCUUGGCAUAUUUGAUAUUGUCCUAACAACCUAUUUGGUCUGGCUUGGAAGGCAGAUCUUGUAUUUGGUCAUCAAUAAAGUGUUGCAUAAAAGAGUCUACAUCCUGAUAUUAUCCAUCUCUAGUUUUGUUUCGUUUAGGGUCAUCUUGCUUGGUUUAUCCGUACUGUCAAAGCCUGAACAUGUUUGGUUUGAGCUCCUUUCAUUUUUAGCUUUUCUCUCCCUGUUAUGUUGUGCUGGUCUGGGGGUUUGCAUUCUGGUUUACCUUCCGAUUGCCGAUUCAUUAGCUCUGAGGAAUGUGCAAGACAUGGAGGCUAGGAGUGGUGAUGAUCAACAUGAUACUGUUUCACUGAUUACUAACCAAAGCUCUCUCGAGGAAAUUAGUGCAGGGAGAACCUCUGGUACCUCAGCUAAGCGUGGUUCCAUCUCCUUCCGCACUAUUGAUAAAGAUCAAAUCUCAGGAACAUUUGUGGAAUUGAGCCUCUUCUCUCCUGGCCAGCAUUCAAGCCCACCUGGCUCACCUUAACUUAUGGGAUGGCCUAUGCUCCCUUCUGCCCAGCUGCAAGAACACUAAAAAAUGAUCAAGUAGUUGAGGUUCAAGUAAACUCAAUUUUGUGAUUUGUAAAGCCUUUUUCAUUUUUGUGCUGUGCUUUAAUUUUGUUUUGUGAUAGAUGUAAUGGCAUGUUUGAUACCCACCUUUUUUCUUGGGUAGUACUAUUGAAUCUUCUCGUCUGCUAUUUAUCUAUAAGACUAACCAUGUACUAUAGACUCGAAUCAAGAUUACUUUUAGAAGCUCA
Molecule: messenger RNA, 1883 nt
Organism: Daucus carota subsp. sativus
Lineage: Eukaryota; Viridiplantae; Streptophyta; Magnoliopsida; Apiales; Apiaceae
Exons: 2
Coding region: 473-1612 (379 amino acids)
Source: RefSeq, a predicted model, not a curated record